This is a messenger RNA of Alternaria ventricosa, 1479 nucleotides long. RefSeq lists its product as uncharacterized. The record is from RefSeq and is a predicted model, not a curated record. Lineage: Eukaryota; Fungi; Ascomycota; Dothideomycetes; Pleosporales; Pleosporaceae. The transcript has a single exon. Bases 1 to 1479 code for a protein of 492 amino acids.
AUGUCGAACUCCAAGCUGUCCAAGUGCAGCCUGAGCGAUUUCCCCGAAGAACUCCUUUGCGGAAUUCUAAACGAAGUCGGCUCCGGGAUCGAUGAAGAAUACGUCCCCGGCACCAUGCAGACUCUUCUCGCUCUAUCCGCUACAAGCCGCCAGUUCAACCGACUCACAGAGUCUUACCUCUACAAAACUAUCAAGACUGAUCACUUUCAUUGCAGAAAGCUCGUUCAGCGUCUAGAGGACGAUCCCACUCUAGUCUCGCACAUCAAGCGAGUCAUCUGGGACAAAAAGCCAAGCGAAACUCCAGAAUGGUACAGAACGCUGCCAAAUACUAUCAGUGCACCAAAUCUCGCACGGAAAUUCAACAUUUCCAAAAUCCCGUUGUUCUGGGUUUCUGGCGACUGGAGGGAUAAAUGUGCUGCACUGACUCUAGUCUUGCUGCUCACUCCACGGCUAGAAGCCUUGGAAAUUAUGGACACGGAUCUCCGAUUUCGCAUGAGCGACGGCGCAUAUGGGUCAUCUUUCUGGCCCACGCUGUGGCGAAACCCCGAUCGCGGACUCAUCGAGCGCUUCGCCAACAUACGUACGCUACGAUUUGGCCAUCAAGACAUGGACUUGGAAGCGCUUUUUUGUGUUCUUCAAUUACCAUCUCUACGUACACUGAGCUUCAAAGGCGAGCUCGUGGAUAAAGACAUAUACAAAUAUGGAGUUGUGAGACCGAUGAAUCCUUCCCUGGCACGAUACGCACAGCUGGCAAGGAUGCCCCCUCGAAGCUCACCUAUCGAGUAUCUUCACAUCGAGAAUAGCGCUAUCCACUCGAAGCAUGUCGCCAUGAUCCUGCGCUGCAUCAAGAAUCUCAAAGACUUCAGCUUGACAUUCACCGGAACCAGAACCGACCCCUUGGCAAUCAGCAGAGCCAUCUACGAACACAACGGAUACGGAGUACCAGCGUUACACUAUCCUGCCCUAAACGGGGCUAUCAUGGAGCAUUCCAACUCGUUGGAGAGCCUCACUCUACAGACCAACCUAUCGCACGAGCCCAACAUAUACAACACAGCUGCGGCAGGAUGCCUACGAUUGCAACAAGUCCGCAACCUUAAGUACCUCAGAACCGAUAUAGUAACUCUGUAUCGCGACGAAACGACGAACCCGGACCGGCAACAACACGAAAUCUUCAACUCACUUCCGCCUGGCAUACGUCGGCUUGACCUCGACAUGUACGAACCCACAUGGCCGUACUUUAGGUGUCCGAAGGCUGCACUUAUGAGUCUAGCUAUGGACUGUGCGCAAAAGUAUCCACUACUUAAAGACGUACGUGUGUUGAGACACACCACACAUGAAUCGAAGUUGUGGGGGGCGUUUUCCAAGGUUUGCAAAGAGGUUGAGAAUGCUUUCGAAGUACAAGGGGUGACUAUUCGGUUCUGCCCUCGCACCAAGCAAGCCAGCAGUUCAGGUGACAUGUACACUCCGCUAGAGAGAUGA